GCUUCAGUCAUGCACCCACUAUCUUUACUUUUUUUGGACAGCAAAGUCUGGUGGAAUUUGUGGAUGCUUAGCCUGGACAAUAUGAUUCCAUGUGUCAAAUUUCAACCUAUUAUUUAAAAAUGGCCUUGUAGCCAUUUUUAUAAGAGACAAAUCCAUUGUUGCAUUGCUAUUGUUCUAUUUGAUUUUUUAAAAACAUUUCUUUUGUACUUGUUUCAGAUACAUUACGUGAAGACAGUUUUUUGGGAGAAGGCUGUAAUGCUGGGAAAGGUGGAAGGAAAGAGAAGAAGACGACAACCAACAGCAAGGUGGAUGGAGUCAGUUAUGGUGAUGAUGGGUCUCCGGUUGGGAGACCAGGCUAAAGACAUCAUCAUAGAGAAAAUCAUAUCUAUGUAGUCCCUAGGAGUCAACACUGACUUGAUGUCACAUAAUCAAUCAAUUGUACUUGUAUUAUUAUAUUUUGUACAUUAUACCACAAACAAUUGUAUAUUUUGUCUAUUAUUAUGUUAAUUUGCUAUAUCUGUUUUUAAAAUAUCUAUUUCUAGAAGACAUCUUUUGUUUUCUUUGGAGUUAUAAAAACACAAAGUUGCCUGCUUUGGCAUGCAGUGCAUAGCUUGGUUCACCUAACAAUGGCUUUUUAAUUAAGCCUAUUUUCUGCAUUCAUUCCACCUGCUGAAUUACCCUCUAAUAGGUGAAGCUCAAGCAGAUAAAAUUAUGGUUGCAUUUCUCUAGCGGAGAGAGGAUGAUGGAGAGGGAGAGAGAGAAAGAGAGAGGAAUAUUAUAUCUAAGCCUGACGCACACAAGGAAUGAGCAACUUGGGAACCAAGAUGGCAAAUGAUGCUGGCAUAAAGAGUAGCUCCUGCGCAGCAUUUGCGCUGAAACGCGUCAGUCUUUAGGGCCUGGAGGUCUAUCGAACCGGGCUCUGACUGAUGCCCAAACCUGAAAAGAGCAGCAUGGCAGCCGCUGCAGAAGGCGGAGCCCGGCCCUGACCUGCGAGCAUCACAACAACCCUCUCCCUCAUCCGAUUUGAGAAGUGAAGAUUUUCCAACUGCUCUUUACUUUUCCCCCGAUACGCUAACACUCCCGCCCCUGCCCCUCUUCGCCUCUGCCUUCUGGUGCAUGCACGGGUAUUUGAUGGUGCAUCGCUCUCCCUUGGUUGUGUAAGGAUCCCACGCAGCGAGAUCUGGUCGCUAUGGAGUACAUCAGAAUGCCCAAGGUGGAAAAUGUGCGCUUCAUUGAUGGAAUAUCUUCCAAAAGAACUGCAUUAGGGACUCUGUAUCUAACAGCCACUCAUGUCAUCUUUGUAGAAAAUGAGCCAGACAAUCGUAAGGAGACAUGGAUUCUUCACAGCCAGAUCUCUUCAGUUGAGAAACUUGCUACAUCAGCUUCUGGUUGCCCAAUGUUGAUUCGUUGUAAGAACUUCCAGAACAUUCAAUUCAUCAUGUCUCAGGAAAGAGACUGCCACAAUGUUUACAUUUCUCUGAUACGUCUGGCACGCCCAGUGAAAUACGAAGAACUGUACUGUUUUUCUUUCAAUCCAAAAUUAAACAAAGAAGAACGAGAGCAAGGCUGGAAUCUGACAAACUUAAUGGAAGAAUACAAUCGUAUGGGAAUUCCAAAUAAUUACUGGCAGAUUAGUGACGUCAAUAGAGAUUAUCGUGUGUGUGAUUCAUAUCCUACUGACAUCUACGUACCCAAAUCAGCCACUGCUCAUAUUAUUGUGGGAAGCUCUAAAUUUCGUAGUAGGAGGCGUUUUCCAGCACUUUCCUAUUACUACAAGCAGAAUAAUGCUUCCAUAUGUCGCAGUAGCCAACCUCUAGCAGGCUUCAGCGCUCGAUGCCUGGAAGAUGAACAAAUGCUACAGUUGAUCCGAAAGGCAAAUCCUGGAAGUGAUUUUAUCUAUGUUGUUGAUACACGCCCCAAACUCAAUGCAAUGGCAAACCGAGCAGUUGGGAAAGGGUACGAAAAUGAAGACAACUAUUCCAACAUCAAAUUUCAAUUCAUAGGUAUUGAGAAUAUCCAUGUUAUGCGAAGCAGUCUUCAAAAAAUGCUUGAAGUCUGUGAGCUGACAUCUCCUUCAAUGAGUGAUUUCCUGUGGGGGCUAGAGAAUUCAGGCUGGUUGAAGCACAUCAAAGCCAUUAUGGAUGCGGGCAUCUUUAUCACAAAGGCUGUUGCUGAAGAGGGAAUCAGUGUUCUUGUUCACUGUUCAGAUGGAUGGGACCGGACUGCUCAGGUUUGCUCUGUAGCAAGCCUUCUACUAGAUCCAUAUUACAGAACUAUAAAAGGAUUUAUGGUAUUAAUUGAUAAAGAUUGGGUUUCAUUUGGUCAUAAAUUUAAUCACAGAUAUGGCAAUUUAGAUGGAGACCCAAAGGAGAUAUCACCAGUCAUUGAUCAAUUUAUUGAGUGUGUUUGGCAACUUAUGGAACAGUUUCCUUGUGCCUUUGAAUUCAACGAAAGAUUCUUGAUCCACAUACAGCAUCAUAUAUAUUCCUGCCAGUUUGGAAACUUCUUGUGUAACAAUCAGAAGGAAAGACAGGAGCUCAAAAUUCAGGAACGGACUUACUCACUUUGGGCUCACUUAUGGAAGAAUCGUGCUGAUUAUCUGAACCCUCUGUAUCGGGAAGACCACAACAGAACCCUUCAUCCACAAUCAGCACCCUCCCAUUUUAUCUACAAGUUUUGGAGUGGAAUGUAUAACCGUUUUGAAAAGGGAUUCCAUCCAAGGCAAUCUGUUACCGAAUAUCUGAUGGCUGUGAAAGAAGAAACCCAACAGUUGGAGGAGGAGCUGGUGGUAUUAGAAGAGAGACUGGCAAAACUUACUAAUGGGCAAUUAAAUAAUGAGGCAAAGUUAAAAAAGGAAAAUGGAAGCUCCAGUGACUGCAUGGCCAAAUCACUCCAAGAUAACACCUCCAAUCUGAAAUCAUUCCCUUCUCGGAGUCCUUCACAGGGAGAUGAAGAAGAUUCAGCACUCAUCCUCACACAGGACAACCUGAAAAGCUCUGAUCCCGAUCUGUCAGCCAACAGCGAUCAGGAAUCUGGUGUGGAAGAUAUGAGUUGUCGGUCCCCAGGUGGAGGAGGUUUACCCAGUGAAGAUAGCAUUAGAGACCAUGACUCAGAUGAAGCUGUUUUUCUCACUCUCUGAGUGAUAAUUUAGUAGAUUAUGAAAGACUGCCUAUCAAAAGUUCCAAAGGGAUUUAUGCACUUAAAAGAGUCCAUAUGUGACAAAGUAAUAAGCUAGAACGUUUUUGCAUUUAUUAUCUUCGUUAUCCAUUUACAGAGCCAUAUAGAAUGAACGUUUUGUUUUACAUAACUAUUAUCAAUAGGAUAGCUGUACAGUAAAACCACUCCAAAGAAUUGACAAGAAAUGUUUAAGCAAUGCCAAAGUCAAUCCAAUCCAAUUCAGACCAAACCAAUACAUGUUAUCUUACUUUGACACCAAAAAAUACUCAAAUGGAAAAAACAAAUAGAUCUGUUCUGUUUUGUUUGUUUUUGAAAAACAAACAAACAAAUCUUGAAAAAAAUUAUGUUAAAGAUGGCCAUGUAUGGACUUAAAUAUUGUCAGAGAUGUCUGCUUAUUAAAAGGACAUUGCUGAAGAAAUUUGGAAAAUUAAGAUUGAAAUAACCAGAUAAGUUUUCCUAGUUCUAUGAUUUGAUUGGUAGUAAUAACAUUAUUUCUGUUGGUGCCUCUGCAAAUGCUGUUUUUCCCAUUUUUCUCUUCAAGUAAUCUGAUUUCAAUUGAACACAAUUCCUGGUGACUAUAUGGAUACAUUCACGUUUUCCUGAUCAAGUGGUCUACCAGUCUUCUCCCAGGAUUUCCUCCCUCUCAUCCCCAAUCCUGGAUUAUUAUGGGGAUCUCCCCCCUCUCCCGUCCAAUUAUUAAUCAGAUCUGACUCGUCCACAUUUAGCUGUUGAAUUAUAAGACAGAAGGUGGGUCAGCAAGAGAUUAGCUCUACCCACACUUAAAUUAUGUACUUCAUCCCCUUUGUAAAUUCAGGUUAAUGUAGUGGGGACUGUAUACUUUUCAUCUUCUGAAUUGUGGAAUAGGAUAGGGAUCAUGACAAAGAGGGUGGACAUGGGCACUUAUUCCCAUGUACAUUUUUUGGAUUGGAAAACGUGACUAGGGCAUUUAGCAGCUUAAAAUACUUUAAUCUAUAUGCCACUCAAGGAAAGCUAGGAAAUUCUAAAGAAAAAAAAUAUCUUUCCAAAUUAUCUUUUAUAUUCAUCCUCAUUAGCUUGCAAUAAAUCACUGGUCCUUUCACAAAUAUAGGCAGCCCUUGUUUAUUGAGCAGUUGGGAUGGGCAACCUGGUGGCUAAGUGAAACACUGAUUAAAUGAAAAUCACACAACCACAAUAAAGCUUACAAUUGUACUUCAGCUUUGCUUCGGCUAUGUUUUUUUCCCCUUUUUCUUUGAGGUUAUCUUGUUAUGAAGUAAAUAAGCAAGUGAGAAUAAGAGCAGAGAGGAUGUCAAGGUCAUAAAUAUGGGUACUGAUCACAGCUGGGGUUUUUAGCACUUUUGUGACUUAUACCACAUGUAGGGUUUUUAAAACAUUGAACAGCUUUCUCCAACCAAAAUUAAAUGUAAUUGAUUUAUUCGCCAGCUACAUAUUUAAUGUCCUUCCUCUUCCCUCCUUGCCCCCCGCUAAAAGUUCUUAUUUGUUACUUAUUUUUUGAGGUAUCCUCAAGCAGGAGAGUAGAUGUAAGAGUUUCAGGGGUCGCAUUAAAGCUAAAAGAAGAACUUGGGGCCAAGCUGGUCAGUAAAAGGAAGUGUUCUUUGUAAAAGACAUACUGGAAACUAUGAGAUUUGUAUUAUUAGACAUAGUAAUGGACAUUAAUGGUUUUAAAAGGAAACUAGAUAUAUCUAGGAAAGAUAAAGCUAUCAUGUCUACCUGAUUUAAUGACUUAUCUCACCCCUCCAAAAUUUGAUAAACAGAGCAGACGCAAUUCAAUUGCACCUCACCAGACCAUCUAAAUCAGGCAAAUGUAAGAACAAUGGUUUGCUCUUUUGGUGAAAUAAAGUGGGAUCCUUUGGAGGCAGAACAUUACUCCAGUGGCCCAAAUUCUACCAAUUGCAAACAAGGUGCAAUUCAGCCCCAUCAUGAGAUAGCUCUUUUGCAUGUACCGUAAUAAUGUGGUCAAUUUCUUUUAGAUAUUACAAGUUUAUACAUUCAUAACCAGAUUAUAGUAUAUAUUUUACUUUGAACACAAGCUGCGAUGUACUCAACAGGUAGUGCUGAACUUGAAUACAGAAGUACUCUACUGUAAAAUGGUUACUCUAUAAAGUAUGAACUGAUGAGGGUCAAAUCUGCCAUAAAAAUCUACAUUAUGGAAAUAUUGUAGAAUAUACCAUAUUGUGUCUUCUAGAAAUUUUGUGCAGUGUAUUUUACACCUGCAGCUAUUCCUACUCUGCGCCUGGUUUUACUUGGAGCCCAGAGAUCUUGCAUUUAAUAGAUUGUCUUGUAUGGUUCCAAUUCUGAAUUACUAAAAUUGCAAAAUUAAAGAUAUAGUACUCGCUGUAUACUUUUGGCAUUAUGAAUAUAAUUUAAAACCUUAUAAACAAUAAUGUUUGGUUAUCUAAUUGCUUUUUUUUAUUGUUACACUCUAUAAUCUUAAUUCAAAGUGGUAUUUACAAUAUUGCAAAAACAUCCAUAGUGAGCUCUUGAAAACUAUUGUAAAAGUUUAUAUUCUCAAUUGAAAACAAAAUGAAUUUUAUAAUUAUCUGUUUGUGGCUGAAGUGGCAUAUCACAUUAAGCUUUAGAUGAUUAAACGGGAGUACUGUAAUAAAUACUAUUUGUAGUCUCAUAGUCAACCUAAGCUUGAUGUGAAAAUCCAAUGUGUAUAUUGCAAAAAGGGAGUGGCAACAAAAUGUUCAGGAGAUUUUUAUCCUUAGAAUGAAAGCUUUUGGUCAUUGGUUUCAGCCAGCUACUUUAGGUUUCUAGUUUAUUUUUCAAAUCAAAGUCAUGUCCACUUCUACUAAUGGUUAGAAAAUAAAUCCACAUUGAGCUACAUUUUUGUUUUCAGGAAGAAAGGUGACUUGCAGUCCUUACCUUUUAAAAAACAUAACCCCACAGUUCGUUCAUGCAUGUUGAUAACUUCCUAACUUCCCACUGGCUUUUAGUGCCAUUUGUCUUGGUAUUCAUCAUCUAAAUACACUGUUACAGGGAAUGGAAUGAUUUCUCAGGACUGAGCAUCCACUGUUUUCACAUCAUAAUGAAUCAUCUUCCUUUCCUCUUUGGGAUUUCCAUUGUACAGAGGCCUCCAAAGAAUAGGUUAGCAAAAGUCGCCCUUUGAUUAUAUUUUUGUUACCAUUGAUAAACAAAAUCGAAUGAACCUGAAGACCUAUUCAAAUUGGGGUUUGUGCUUGCUUCCCUGAUUUUCUCUUCAUUGAUUCCAUCAUUACCUGUGUUGGAGUAUUGUUAUCAAUACUGCGAUACGAUGCAGAAUUUUUAUAACUAUAUAAUCAGCAAUUAAUAUAAAAGAAAGAAUUUCUAAUUCCUCAGUUACCCCAAUCCAUGCAAAGCAUUUCAGGAUAAAGAGUCAAUACAAGUGCACACAGCAAGGCACUAUUCCUGUAUGGAAAGCAGGGAACGGGCUUGAAAUGUAGGAAGCGCUACAGACAACACAGCCUUUUUUCACUAUUCAUGUAAACCCAUCCUGAUUCAAGAAGAUUCAAGACAGCAACAAAGCAAGAGUGUACAAUUCACAACCCAAUGAUGAGCACACUUCACUUGGAAGAAGGCUUGAUGCAUUUUGAAACUCUACUUUUUGGUUGAUUUCAAGUACCAGAUUAAGAACAGUGUCUUUAUAAAUAGUAUUUGGUUGGAUUCAUGUAUUGUGGCUAUCAUAAACUCUGAUUCAUUAGCCACAAUAGCUGAAUUCACAUUGAAUAUUAACAAAACACGUUGUGGCUUAACUUGAAUUACAUUUUAAAUUAAAUUUCUAACUAGUAAUUUUCCUCAACAUUUCUAAGCGAAGGAGAAAUGGUUCGAGCUUGACAUCUACAACAGCAAAGAAGUAUGACCGUAAAGUCAUAACUAGACUGUUUCCAUUUACAUAAAAAGACUAGGCAGCAACAGUAAGAGAUAU
Molecule: messenger RNA, 7081 nt
Organism: Ahaetulla prasina
Lineage: Eukaryota; Metazoa; Chordata; Lepidosauria; Squamata; Colubridae
Gene: MTMR7
Product: myotubularin related protein 7
Exons: 14
Coding region: 1190-3139 (649 amino acids)
Biological process (GO): phosphatidylinositol dephosphorylation
Molecular function (GO): phosphatidylinositol phosphate phosphatase activity
Source: RefSeq, a predicted model, not a curated record